ACUUGAAAGUUAAUGAUUUCCUUUGAUGAACCCGGACAGUAAGACUUUACUUUUAUUAUCAAUUUUAAGCACAUUUCUUUCGUCGUACAAACAUUAUAAUACAAGAUGUUAACAGUGUUAGAUGCAAUGCGGAUUUAUUGAUUACCAGUGUAUUUAAUACUUGUACAACAGACUUAACUUGGAUAAUGACUUUAUUUUGUAAAUAUAUCUAUUAGUUAACCUUGUUUAUACUGUUAGCAAUGGGGAUACUAAAUAGCUGUCUAUCCUCUGAAAAUGAAGAUUAUGAACAUGUAGAGAGGGUCAUUACAAGUGAAAAUAGGAACACACAUGCACCCUUACCUUACGAAUUUGUAGAGAGCGGAUGUACAGAAAAACACGUGUCUGAAUCCACGGAAAAUAUAUUAAAGUUAUUAGAACCAAUUAUUAACAUAAUUAAAUCAUCUUCUCGACCAAAAGUGACACCAUUCAAGUUUAGACAUGGACGAAAAGGCGUGGUACGGAUAGCAAGUUGGAAUGUAGAAAGAUUCGAUGAAGAAAAGGCUGAUAAUCCAGGAGUUAAAGAAGUUGUUUGUAUGACAAUUCUAGAAAAUGGAUUUAGUUUAAUUGCAUUUCAAGAGCUUGCUGAUGUAAAGGCCCUGGAAAAGAUUUGUGAAGAACUGAAUAACCCAUCUUUGUCCUGUACAAAAGAUUGGACAGGACACCGUGGCGAGUGGCAGUAUGUCGUAUCAGAUGCUACUGGGAGGAUGUACCGAAGUAUGGAGUACAAUGGCUUUUUAUACGACACCGCAAGGGGGAUAACAUUAAAUCAUUCAGCGUUGCUGGAAAAACCAAAUAACUCACCUAAACCAUUUACUAGGUCACCAUUUAUAGGAACUUUUAAGAUUAAGAAAUUUGAUUGUAUAAUUGGGAGUGUACAUCUUAAAGCUACGGGUCUAGAUAAUGAAGAUUUGGAAAGGCUUCAGAAAGAGAUAGAUAAAGUACCUGAAGUGAUAGAUGCCAUAGAACAACAAUACCCAGGAGAAGAAGAUAUCAUUAUAUUAGGAGACUUCAAUUUAGAUCCAAAAGAAGAAGAUUUUGAUAUUAUGAGAGAGAAAGGAUAUAGUAAUUGUGUUCCAAUUGGUGUUUUUACGAACGUCAGCAAUAGCAACCCUGAAGGUAGCAAGAUUUAUGAUCAUAUAUGGAUAAGUAGCAGAACACAUAAGUCAUUUUCAGGUAAUUCAGGUGUUAUAAGAGAAAAUCUUACUAGUCCAUUGAUACCUAACGGAUGGUCGUGGGGAGGUGUUGUCAGUGACCAUUGCCCAAUUUGGACAGAGCUAUACACAGGGAAAGACUACGACUCAGCAGAUCUGAGAAUUGUUCCAGAUACAAGCUUUACGCUUACUGGUCGAUAAAACGAUGUGUAUCAAAUUUCAAAUUACAUCAAACGUUGAAGAUAAUUGCUGUCUACAGAAAUCGUUCACGCACUAUCUGCUUGAGUUAUCGUAUUUUAAAAUAACCCCUGAAAUGACUCAUGAUGCGUACAUCUAUCGGAUGGGGCAUAUGUUAGUACCAACAAGAUGUUAAUGUAAACUUUUUGGAAGAACAACUGAAUUAAAUAUAGGCACUGGC
Molecule: messenger RNA, 1608 nt
Organism: Mytilus trossulus (common blue mussel)
Lineage: Eukaryota; Metazoa; Mollusca; Bivalvia; Mytilida; Mytilidae
Product: endonuclease/exonuclease/phosphatase family domain-containing protein 1-like
Exons: 8
Coding region: 240-1391 (383 amino acids)
Molecular function (GO): catalytic activity
Source: RefSeq, a predicted model, not a curated record